Mercenaria mercenaria is the source of this 1895-nucleotide messenger RNA. Its product is annotated as cell surface hyaluronidase-like. The record is from RefSeq and is a predicted model, not a curated record. NCBI's taxonomy places the organism in Eukaryota, Metazoa, Mollusca, Bivalvia, Venerida, Veneridae. The transcript is spliced from 11 exons. Bases 16 to 1548 code for a protein of 510 amino acids.
UUAUUUUUUAUUAUUAUGAAUACAUCCAAUAUUGUGAUAUGUUCUUUAGGUUACAAGAACAGCAAAUUCAAUAUUUGGCUUGAAGGCGCUCUACUCAAUUGCACAAAACUGUCUAUGUCAGACAGUCUCAAUGGAGUUAUAAAUUCAAACGAAAGACUACUUAGACUUGCCGGCUGGGUAAGCCAUUCUGUUGUUAUUGGUGACAGCGAGAAUGUUGGGUUGCCAGCAGAAGGAUUCGACAGAAGUUUACCUAAAAUUGGGAUUAAGGAAAGCCCUCAUUCUGGAAUAACCAUGUGGAGAGGCCCGGUACAGUACUCUGACAUCUGGUUUGACGGAUUCAAGUCGAACCACAAGUACGAUAUGGGGGCUAUUGCAAAGAAGAGGGGUGAUCGGUACUACUUCUCAAUAACAAAUUCGUACAGAGACAUACUGUUUGGAUUUGAUGAUGCGGAAGGUGAAGGCAAUUAUGCCAUUUCCGGUACACCGAGUGAUCCCGGUUGGAAAAAUAGUGUCGAUGGCGAACAAGUUGCUGGUUUUACCUGGUACCGUGAUACGCCGACAGAGAAAGAGAAGUGGUACGUGGUUAAACCUGAUCCUUUAUCCUCGGCAGGCGCAGACUGUCGUUUGAGACCACACUGGAGACUGGCACUCUGUAAAACAAAAUAUGGAAAUUUUCGAGUUAACGGGAAUUUCUUCCCCACGGGCGCUCGUGGUGUGUAUGUGCGUGAUGCCUAUCCUGGAGCUCAGCUUGAAUUUGUACUGGAGAAAAGUGGAGGACCACAAGUACCGAUGGACGGGAGUCAAACGUACACGUUUCAUACAGUAGGCCUGGUUCCAAAGUGGAUGGACUUUGUAGCUGAAGGAAUAGAAGUGGGUGACCUACUGAGAUUUGGAGUCUGUAUACCACCCGGAGCAAAAUGGGAACUUAAAAGCCCGUUUCCAUUUAAGGAGUUAAAAAAGCCUGAAAAUUUCAUACAAGUUGAUUCACUGGAUGAACUCGACCGGAAAGAUCCGGAAAAAGACGGAAAGAAGUUCUUCUUUGACAACAGCACUGGAAUGCUUUACUUCAAAUUUAUCGGGAACACUACAAGAGCAACAGAUGAAAAUAAAAUAUGUGGAGGUGGAAAAUGCCCGCACUUGGAAAUCAGUCUUUCUGGAAAUCUAAACGGAACUGGUGAUUGCAGAAAGAAACUUUAUGGCUCAAGGCUAACUGACUUACCACCUGCGCUACCUCUAUUCACUGAAACCUUCAAGGCAAAUGGUGGCUCAUCUCCUCCUGAGGGUUUUGGGGCAGGCGCCCAAAGACCUUUCAAAAGUCGAACUCCUGUGAACGGGAAAUAUGGCCCGUGGACAGAAUGGUCUGAAUGUUCAACAACAUGUGGCAAGGGAGUUCAGUAUAGGACACGUGAAUGCAACAACCCACUUCCGCAACAUGGAGGGAAGCCGUGCAGAUAUGCACGCAUAAGAUCCAAUAAAUGCAAUUUAGGGUCAUGUGGUAACGUAUUUUAUAUUUCAAAGAUAUUUGUUAAGGUCUUGGACCCCAAAUAGUAAUGUUUAAAGAAUGGCAUUUGUUUGGUACAUUCUUAAAGUUGACCGUGUUUCGCACUGUAUUGUAAUUUUUAAACAACUUUUACCGUGCCGUUUUUUGGUAAAUUUUGUAUAAUUCGUGAUAUUUCCUCUAGCUGAAGUAGAAACAAAUUGCAAGGUGAUGGCCACUAUCCAAAACGUUUGCAGAGAAUUCAUUUUACCAUUAAUUUUGAUAAAAGAAACAUCAAACUAUUGGUAAACAAUUAUAAAACACAAAAUAAAACUGUCAAUAUCAUUUUCUGGGGUGCUUCAAGUAAACAGGUUUAAUGAGACAGAAUCCUAACCCCAACAAUGAAAAAUUAAGGUCG